AUUUUUAUAUGAGAGCAACUCAAGAUAAAUACGAACACGUCAGAGGUGAAUAAGCACAAGCUCCAAUCAACGAAAUUAGAGUAGCUGCCAAAGGACUUGAUGGCUCAUACAUCAAAAGAGCUAUUGAAUUGUUGGUUGGCACUUAAGAGAUCCCAAAAUAAGACUCUGUGGUGAUUAAAGGAAUUGAUAAUGCCAUUCCUAAGGUAUUGGUUAUUAGUGAAAUUGUAAGAAGAAGAGUAGCUGGAUUAUCACAAGUAUUACUUCAAAUUCUAUAUAAGAUUAAUUAAAUUGGAAAUACUUAAAUUGUGGACAAAUAUUUACCAACUGAAGAAGGAUUAGUUGAAGUCAAUAUUACUAAAUAAUUGUCUAUUUUGACCGUUAAAUUGACCACCAAGCCAACUGAAGAAGAGAAAAAGUCUGUUGGAUAUUAAGAACCACUCCCUGAAUCUGAAGUUGUUCCAUAAAGAUAAAGAUAAUGUAAUUAAUAAAUUUAAUAAUUUAGAAGGAGAAAAAAGAGAAAGAAACACAAGAUAAAAUAGAGGUGCUCCAAGAGGUGAAAACAGAGGCGAAAACAGAGGUCAAGAUAGAAAAGAUAACAGAGACAAUAGAGAUAACAGAGAAAGAAGAGAUAACAGAGAUAACAGAGACAAUAGAGAAAAUAGAGAAAGAAGAGACAACAGAGACAACAGAGAUAACAGAGACAAUAGAGACAAUAGAGACAACAGAGAUAACAGAGAUAACAGAGAUAGAAGAGAUAAUAGAGAAAACAGAGACAACAGAGAACACAGAGAUAACAGAGAACAUAGAGAUAAUAGAGAUAAUAGAGAUAACAGAGACAACAGAGACAACAGAGACAAUAGAGACAGAAAGGAUAACAGAGAUAACAGAGACAAUAAUAGAUAAAACAACACAAGAAAUACCAAUACAAGAGAAUAAGAAAAGAAAUAAUGAGAUAUAAAGAUCUGUUUAAGAAAUACAAUAAAAUUUUAAAAUAUUCCCAAA
Messenger RNA from Paramecium octaurelia, 1002 nucleotides. The record is from the annotation of a GenBank genome assembly. NCBI's taxonomy places the organism in Eukaryota, Ciliophora, Oligohymenophorea, Peniculida, Parameciidae.